Molecule: messenger RNA, 3770 nt
Organism: Salvelinus sp. IW2-2015
Lineage: Eukaryota; Metazoa; Chordata; Actinopteri; Salmoniformes; Salmonidae
Product: TNF receptor-associated factor 2
Biological process (GO): protein K63-linked ubiquitination; positive regulation of canonical NF-kappaB signal transduction; tumor necrosis factor-mediated signaling pathway
Cellular component (GO): cytoplasmic side of plasma membrane; cytosol
Molecular function (GO): zinc ion binding; ubiquitin-protein transferase activity; tumor necrosis factor receptor binding
Source: RefSeq, a predicted model, not a curated record
ACAUUGCUCUCCUGAAAGCGCCCCCAGCGGCAGCGUCAUUCUCUUGCAUGUUCGGGGAGAAAUGGCUGCACAAGAGCCAUCACCACCAUCUUCACUGGAAGGCAACAAACCAGGGUUUCCUAAGAAAAUUUUGGCGAACAACCUCGAAGAAAAACACAUGUGUAAUUCUUGUUUGAAAAUUUUGAGAAGGCCUCUACAAGCCCAAUGUGGCCAUCGUUUUUGUUCAUUCUGUUUCAACAAAAUUGUUAGUUCUGGACCACAUAAAUGCAGUGCUUGCAUCAAAGAGGACUUGUUUGAGGACCCCACAUCUAUUCUUAAAGAAGGCGGUGCUUUUCCUGACAAUGCAGCGCGGAGAGAAGUCGAAGCAUUGGCAGCUGUUUGUCCAAAUGAAGGAUGCACUUGGACGGGCAAUAUCAAAGAAUAUGAGGUGAACCACGAGGGAAAGUGUGACUUCAUGAUCAUUCUCUGUCCCUCCUGUAAAGAACUCAUGAGAACCAAUGAGCUGGAGCGCCACAACGAACGAGAAUGUCCUGAGAGGACUUUAAACUGCAAAUACUGCAAAGAACCUUUCCAUUUCAAGAACAUCAAGGCUCACGAUGAGAUCUGUCCAAAGUACCCUAUGAUUUGUGAAGGCUGCGCAAAGAAAAAGAUUCCCAGAGAAAAGUAUGUGGACCACAUCAAGUUCUGCAGUAAAUUUAGAGCACCUUGCAGAUUUCACGUCGUUGGCUGUGAUAUGUCUGUGGAGAAGGAGAAGACCCAUGACCAUGAGCGUGCAUGUUCCUACGAACACUUAAAUCUACUCUUGCAUUUCAUCAUGGGCAUCAAGGUGAGCCUGGAGAGCUUGCAGCCCCAGAGCCUGGAGCUCGCAGGUCACAAGAUCCACGAGCUGCACCGGGCCUUGAGAGAGCUGGAGCUGAAGCUGGGACAGCUGACUCUGGGUGAGGGAGCCCCCGUGCAGGGAGCCUGUGCCCCUACCCUCCCUACCCUGGCCCUCCCUGCCCUGGCCACCUCCUUCACCCCCCUGCCCAGUGCGGUGGGCGCUGCCCUGGAGCUGCAGCUCCACAGUGAGAAGACCAAGGUGGCAGAGCUGAGCCGGCGGUGCCAGGAACUGGAGCUGAAAGUGGGCACCUUCGAGAACAUUGUCUGCGUCCUCAACCGAGAGAUGGAGCGCUCCUCCACCACCAUCGAGGCCUACAACCGCCAGCAUCGCCUGGACCAGGACAAGGUGGAGAUCCUCAAUAACAAGGUGCGUCAGCUGGAGAGAACUGUGGGCCUGAGAGACCUGUCCAUUGUGGAGAUGGAGGGGAAUAUUCGGGAAAUGUCUGCAGCUACGUUUGAUGGUAUCUUUGUCUGGAAAAUCUCAGAUUUCACAAAGAAAAGACAGGACGCUGUUGCUGGCAGAGCCCCAGCUAUGUUCUCCCCAGCAUUUUUCACCAGCAAAUAUGGCUACAAGAUGUGCCUACGGAUUUAUCUGAAUGGGGACGGGACUGGACGGGCCAGUCACUUGUCUCUGUUCUUCGUGGUGAUGAGGGGACACAGUGACGCCCUCCUCAAGUGGCCCUUCAACCAGAAGGUGACCCUGAUGCUGCUGGAUCAGAAUAACCGAGAGCACAUCAUCGAUGCCUUCCGUCCCGACAUCUCCUCCUCCUCCUUCCAGAGGCCCGUCAGUGACAUGAACAUCGCCAGCGGCUGCCCACUCUUCUGCCCUCUUCCCAAACUGGACACCAAAAACUCCUACAUACGAGAUGAUACUAUAUUCAUCAAGGCUAUUGUUGACCUCACUGGCCUCUAGGAACAAAGUGUGCCCACUGCCCAAGCUCUCUCCCUUGGUUACUUAUGUAAUCCACUUGUAGGGGUUUGCCAUGCCAUCCAGGGGCCUUGCUGUGCUGUUUUAUGUCUCAAAUGGCACCCUAUUCCCUAUGUCGUGCACUACUUUUGACCAGAGCAUUAUGGGCCCUUGUCCAAAGUAGUACACUACAUGGGGAAUCGGGUGCCAUUUGAAACAUGUCCGAGAUCUUCGGUUAGUAUGUGGUUUCUUGGCUGGUUGAAGAGUCCACCAUUCACAGCACAGUGUUGUGCUAGCCAUAAUUUAGCUUGACGCCAUUGUUACCAAGCAACCAAUAUCACAAUCACAUUUUGCGAUGUAGUUCUUGUUAAAUUGAAAAUAGAAAGUGUUGUUUGAGAUUUCCCUUCAGUUAGUGGGACAGCCGUUUGCUGUUAUUGUAUUGAUACAACUAUGCUACUGCUAACGCUUGUACCAUGGACCUCUGGCACUUUAGCUUUGUAGGAUGAAAACAGAAACAGCGCAAUGGUCAUGUCAUUCUGUUAGCGUUAGGUGCUUGUGUAACUGCAUUUGAUGCUAGAUAUUUGGUAAACCACUCAUUUCGAGCAACUUUUGAAUAGACAGACGUGGAGUUCCAACAACUACAAUUGAUGCCCAUUAUCUUACCUUUUAAGUGGUCAGCUUGGCACAUACUUUGCAGUGCAUUUAAGAGUAGGCAUUUGAAGUCAUCUGACAUUUGUGUCAAGCGUUGUGUGCCUCUAAUCUCAAGUCCUGUGUUUGUAGUGGUGGCAAUUUCUUGAAUUCCAUGAAUUCCAGGUGCAGUAUUUGGAUUUUGAAUCGAUGUUGUCUGCGCACAUUUUCUUUCCUCUUUUUGAGCUGAGUUGCUAUAUUAGUUUGCAUGUUGGAUCUGUGGAAGAUACACUGUAGUUUGCAACAGGGUAGUUCACUAAACCUGAAUCGCAGCGACCGAGAAGUUGUCAUCGGCCUGGUGUUAUAGCUUGACGUGGGAAGGACUUUUAUUGGGAAGAGAUCAAGGAUUGUUUACAAAUCACUAAACAGGGUCUUAGAAAUCUAAUGACAUUCAAGGGUAAAUGUUUAUUUGUAUUAGUGUUUUCUUCACAGCUUUGAGCUGUUCAUUGAUUCCAGAUAAAAUCUGUGACCUAGCUUUUACGAUAAGAAGUGCCUGCAUCCGUCAUAAGUUCAUUCUGAUCAAUGAGCCGUUGAACUGUUGAUGUGCUCUCCUGUGAAAUAGAUGGACCCAAAAAAGCUUCAGUUGUGUGAAAAAGAGCAGUUCUAUAUCCUUAUAAAAACCCUUUACUGUGGUGUAUUUUGGUAUGUUCAUAUGUCCGGUGAAAUAGUUGUUUGAUUUUACUACACCACACAGGCCUAAAUAUUGCACACUGAUGAAUUCAUGUCAUUAUAUCUGGGAUCCUUCAGUUGAAUAGGGGAGUCUUAGAUAACUAACAAUUGGCUUUACAUCUAAAUGAAAAUUAACCCAGGACGUUUUCAAGCCAGUCUCAACACAUAUUGAAACCUCUCUGUGCAUGAGGUGUUUCAAUAAAUAUACACAUAAUAUUAAGUAUUGGUUUACUUUAAAGAACAACAUUUUAUUUGUAAUUGUUCUUAAUAUAUGAUUGAGUGUUCUAUUGCUAAUUUACGUCACAUAUGCAAAUCGGCAAAUGCUGUUAAAUUACAGGUUUUGCUAUUGAUGUAUGCAGAGAGUGAAAUAUAGUUACAUAUACUCUCCUCCGUAUUUAUCUGGACAUUGAAGAAAACAUUUGUAAAUCUCACCCUAUACGCCAGCAUUUUGGAUUUGAGAUCAAAUGUUUCCUAUGAGACGACAGUACAGAAUGUCACCUUUUCAUUUGAGGGUAUAUUCAUCCAUAUCUGUUUUACCAAUUAGAAAUGAAAGAACUUUAUGUAUCUAGUCUCCAUUCAGUUCCUAUUGGGAAAAACAUAAUCCGAAACACAACAAAAACAAACUGUA